AUGUGGCCCAAUGCCAGUUCUCUGGGGCCCUGUUUCCGGCCUAUGAACAUCACACAGGAGGAGCGGCGCCUGAUUGCCUCCCCGUGGUUCGCAGCCUCCUUCUGCCUGGUGGGCCUGGCCUCCAACCUGCUGGCGCUGAGCGUGCUGAUGGGCGCACGGCAGGGCAGCUCCCAGUCUAGAUCUUCCUUCCUGACCUUCCUCUGCGGCCUGGUCCUCACUGACUUCAUGGGGCUGCUGGUCACCGGCGCCAUCGUGGUGACCCAGCACUUUGUCCUCUUUGAAUGGCAGACCGUGGACCCUGGCUGCAGCCUUUGCCACUUCAUGGGUGUCAUCAUGGUCUUUUUUGGCCUGUGUCCACUGCUGCUGGGGGCCGCCAUGGCCUCGGAGCGCUUCCUGGGCAUCACCCGGCCCUUCUCAAGGCCCGCGACCGCCUCACAGCGCCGAGCCUGGACCACAGUGGGGCUGGUGUGGGCCUCUGCGCUGGCGCUGGGCCUGCUGCCCCUUCUGGGUGUGGGCCACUACACCGUGCAGUACCCCGGCUCCUGGUGCUUCCUCACACUUGGCACCGAUCCGGGGGACGUGGCCUUCGGCCUGCUCUUCGCACUCCUUGGCAGCGUCUCAGUGGGGAUGUCCUUCCUGCUCAACACGAUCAGUGUGGCCACCCUGUGCCACGUCUACCAUGGGCAGGCGACUGCCCAGCAGCGCCCGAGGGACUGUGAGGUGGAGAUGAUGGUGCAGCUCAUGGGCAUUAUGGUGGUGGCCAGCAUUUGCUGGAUGCCACUGCUGGUCUUCAUCGCCCAGACGGUGCUGCAGAGCCCGCCCGCCAUGAGCCCGACGGGGCAGCUGUCCCGGCCCACGGAGCGGCAGCUGCUCAUCUACCUGCGAGUGGCCACCUGGAACCAGAUCCUCGACCCCUGGGUGUACAUCCUGUUUCGCCGGGCAGUGAUCCAGCGCUUCUACCCUCGCCUGAGCACCCGGUCCAGGUCACUGUCCCUGCAGCCCCAGUUCACCCGCAGGUCAACGAUACACUAG
Molecule: messenger RNA, 1032 nt
Organism: Rangifer tarandus platyrhynchus (Svalbard reindeer)
Lineage: Eukaryota; Metazoa; Chordata; Mammalia; Artiodactyla; Cervidae
Source: the annotation of a GenBank genome assembly